Elephantulus edwardii (Cape elephant shrew) is the source of this 840-nucleotide messenger RNA. RefSeq names its product vesicle (multivesicular body) trafficking 1 (gene VTA1). Lineage: Eukaryota; Metazoa; Chordata; Mammalia; Macroscelidea; Macroscelididae. The record is from RefSeq and is a predicted model, not a curated record. Gene Ontology annotation, biological process: late endosome to vacuole transport via multivesicular body sorting pathway. The transcript has 7 exons. Gene Ontology annotation, cellular component: multivesicular body. The coding region runs from base 1 to 840 and encodes 279 amino acids.
AUGGCCGCGCUUGCUCCGCUGCCCCCGCUGCCCCCCCAAUUUAAGAGCAUACAGCAUCAUCUGAGGACAGCGCAGGAGCAUGACAAGAGGGACCCUGUGGUGGCCUAUUACUGUCGUUUAUAUGCAAUGCAAACUGGAAUGAAGAUUGAUAGUAAAACUCCUGAAUGUCGUAAAUUUUUAUCAAAACUAAUGGAUCAGUUAGAGGCUCUUAAGAAGCAGUUGGGUGAUAAUGAGGCUAUUACUCAAGAAAUAGUUGGUUGUGCCCAUUUGGAGAAUUAUGCUUUGAAAAUGUUUUUGUAUGCAGAUAAUGAAGAUCGUGCUGGACGAUUUCACAAAAACAUGAUCAAGUCCUUCUAUACCGCAAGUCUUUUAAUAGAUGUCAUAACAGUAUUUGGAGAACUCACUGAUGAAAAUGUGAAACACAGAAAGUAUGCACGAUGGAAAGCAACAUAUAUCCAUAAUUGUUUAAAGAAUGGUGAGACUCCACAAGCCGGACCUGUUGGAAUUGAUGAAGAUAAUGAUGUUGAAGAAAAUGAAGAUGCUGGAGCAACCUCCCUGCCCUCCCCACCACCUCAGCCAUCAUCCUCCGGUUAUGACCCAAGCAGCAUACCCCCCGGUAGUUAUACGGGGAUUCAGAUUCCUCCCGGGGCACAUGCACCAGCUAAUACACCAGCAGAGGUGCCUCACAGCGCAGGAGACAUCCGUCUAACACCAGAGGACUUUGCUAGAGCUCAGAAGUACUGUAAAUACGCUGGCAGUGCUUUGCAGUAUGAAGAUGUAAGCACCGCUGUGCAGAAUCUACAGAAGGCUCUCAAGUUACUGACUACAGGCCGAGAAUAA